Messenger RNA from Phanerochaete carnosa HHB-10118-sp, 2619 nucleotides. RefSeq lists its product as uncharacterized. The coding region runs from base 1 to 2619 and encodes 872 amino acids. The transcript is spliced from 5 exons. The record is from RefSeq and is a predicted model, not a curated record. Lineage: Eukaryota; Fungi; Basidiomycota; Agaricomycetes; Polyporales; Phanerochaetaceae.
AUGCACAAGUUUAUGCAAGGCCUUAAAAGCUAUUAUCGCAUGAACUGGACUGAGUUUGUCAGAGAUGUCAAGAAGUUCUAUAAAGCAGACAAGGAUGACAAGUCGUUCAUGAUACAUUACGACUAUAACUACUAUUUCUGGAUUAAAAUUCCUGAGUUCUUCAGGACCAAACUAGAAUCAAGGCUAGUUGGACUGAACCCUCAUCAUAACCUGGCCAACCCCUUUCCAGUUGAAGAUGAUUGUCUCAUAUCUGAACCAGAAUCAGGAAACUCUAACUCAGCCUCUACCACAGAGGAUUCAGACUCUGACUCAGAUGAUGAUGAGCUGUCAGAAGGGGAUUAUUAUGUCAAGAGAAAGAAAUUCAAGAAGCAUAGUAAUAGGCAAACAUCUAAAAAACAUGACAGAAAGCAGAAGAAGAUGAAGACCAAGAAAUCUAGGAGGACUGUUAGAUUUGAGAAGGCCUCUGCUAAAAACGAGUCUGAUAGUGAUUCAGACACUUCUCCUGCUCGACCUUCACAUUUUAGAAUACUUGUCAGAAGCCUAACAGAGGAUGAUCCCGAGGUUGAAGAGCUUAUCAAACAGCUAAGAAACAUGUCCAUUAAUGAUCCUGCUUAUGCAGUCACCUAUUUCAAAGCAUGCAAUCGAAACCCUCUUGUCAAGAAUUGUGUUACUGCUCCUCUUGAUAAGAAGCGGCCUCUUAGAUCAAUUCAGAGGACCUUUGAACGAGACCCACCACCUUAUCUGGCAGAAGUAGCCCCAGGGUACAUUCCUCCACCCAUCAAUAGAAAUUGCUAUGGAUGUGGCGGAGUUGGACAUGACAUGAACAGGUGCCAGCAGCUUCAGGAAUUCUUCACGCAAGGAGUCAUUAAGCGAAAUAAAGAUAACAGGAUAGUCCUUAGUAACGGAGGCCAGCUCUUCAGGAAAUCUGAUGAAGACUGGGUCACAGCUAUUAAACAAGCUAUGACUCCAUCAAGUAAUUUCAUCUCCUUCCAGGAUGGUCAAUUUCAAGAUACAGACGGCAAAGAUGAGCAAGAUAUGAGGGCUCAUUAUUUUAGCUGCAAGUCAGAUGAAGACUACGCUGAUAAUGAGUACGACCAAGUUUUCAAUGCUGCUUGUCCUGAAAAGAAAAUUACAGCAGCAUGCAAAGAACAGUUUGAUGGUGUAUGGAUAUCUUCGCACAGAGAACUAAAAGAGAGAAGGAAGGGUAAAAAUCUUCCACCUGCCCCUCCUUGGCAAGAACCCCCUAGAGAAGCUCGUAAGACAGCAAAUGCACCUAGAAUUCCAGUGCCUACACCUGCCCCAAAUCCAAUCCCCAUUGAAGUUCAUCAGCCUGUUUCAAUUAACGUCAAUAAUGAUGAUGCUUUUAUGGAGGAUGCAACUCAACCACCUAAGUCUAAGGUUGAUAAAGGAAAGCAACAGACCACCCCUUUCAAAGAUAGGACCAAUGCCCAAGCUGGUCCCUCAGGAACUCAGAUCCAAGCUGAUCCUUCUGGUACUAAGACAGAUGAAGAGGCAGCUCAGCGAAAGCCCUGUCGGUCUGAGUUGCAGACCAUUGUGAAUCCCAAAAGUGUCAUGGACAAGCUGCUAAAUACUCAAAUUACUAUGGCCAUGGAAGAAUUUUUGGCAGAUGUCAUUCAUCCCAAGAAUGUCCCUGUAAAAGCCAAGGGAAUUGACAAAGCUAUGGUUGCGCAGUACACUUGGUUAGAACAGCCUAUGUAUGUGGCCCCAAAGUGCAUGACAGCUUCAGCCUUUCCAAGUAGGCACAAGAGUCAGCUUAUCAAUGUCAGAGUUGAAUGCGAUGGCAUGCCCAUUACAGCUAUCGUGGACACAGAAUCCCAGCUUAACAUCAUUUAUGAGAAAGUCUGGACAAUGUUAAUUGGAAGGCUCAUGGAUGUCACUCGAUGCAUUGUCAUGGGCGAUGCCAAUGGUGAAGAAGGUAUCUUGCAAGGAUUUGUCCCUGGUGUACCCCUAAUAUGUGGUAUGAUAACUACACACACAAGUUUAUUUGUUGGAGACAAGGCGCCAUUUAAUCUGUUGCUUGGAUGCUUCUGGCAGCGCGGCAACUACGUCAGUAUUGAUGAGCAGCCAGAAGGGACAUACUUGCAAUUUAAGGACCACAACUUCGCUGUACGCUACAAGAUGCUAGCCACACCCAAAGAAAGCUUGGACUCAGUGUUGCUUGAGUACCUUGAGCGAACCCACCACAUGAUCAGCAUGGUCACAGAUGGCGAAGUAGCAGAUAGUUUGGACAAAGACGACACUGAAUGCCAAGAGACAUGUAUUGAUCAAAGUACAAAGAAAUCACGGCCAAAAAAUGAAGUAUCUACCAAGCUCCAGAAUGUAAAACAACAGCCUGGACAAUAUAGCGAUGAGGAAAGCAUUGAUACGGUGAGAGAAGACUCAUCUAGUAGCACCGAGCAACUUGAGUAUGAUAGCAACGGAAGCAACAGUAGCUAUGCCAGCAGCAACAGUGAGAUAUUGCACUGGCUGGACUUAGACAAUGCUGAGAAAGAGGGUUCAGAAGAUUCAGAUGAAUGCGACUCACCUAGUCCCUCAACACAACACCACGAAAGCAAAAACAAAUCAUCCGGCGCUAAUACACAAAGCAGCGACAGCUGA